AUGCCCAAGGUCAACAGCUACGCGCCGGCCUGGCUGUGCCGGCCGGCACCUGGCGCCAGCCUUUUCACCAGCAGCGCAAUCGCAAAUUCAUCGCAAGACGCCAAAACCUCUGCGAAGCCGAACCCAGCUAGCGGAGCCACCAGAACUAUCGCGAAGCGAGGAAACGAAGCGUUUGCUGUGGUCGACAAUGAGAUUCGCUGGUCUAACCUAGCGCGAGUUAAGGGUCAAUGGCAACAGCAGCAAGCGAGGCAGAAGAAGGGUCCUGCUGCUCUGCCUAAGGAAGCGCCAAAUGGCAGCGGGCUCCCGGCUUACAGGGUUCUGGCUGUGCCGGUCUAUGGUCUGAUUAAACAAAUCAUCCCCUCGCCCAACGGAGCCUUUCUCGCAAUCGUCACCGAGCAUACUGUCCACAUCGCUGUGCUCCCCGAUGCUUCUCAUCUGUCGUCGACCGAUACCGCCCAGAUCCGCUUGAAGACCUACCAACUCGGUCCUACAACCCAUGUUAUCCCGGAGUCGCCGGUCGUCUCUGCCUUAUGGCACCCGUUGGGACUGCACACCAACAUCGGAGGCUGUAUCGUGACCAUUACUGCCGAUGCCGCAGUGCGAGUUUGGGAGUUGGACAGAAACAAUCACUGGUCUUUCGACCAGCCAACGCUGGCAGUGGAUUUGCAGAAGCUGGUUGAUGGAACCUCCUCCGACCAGGACUUCGCGCCCACUGGCUUUGGCAAGAACAAGGGAUUCUCCGCGGAUGUGUAUGACAUGGAGGUCGCGUCGGCCUGCUUCGGGGGUAACAAUACUGAAAGGGAGGAUGCUUGGGCGCCCAUGACCCUCUGGGUAGCCAUGAGACCGGGCGACCUCUAUGCCUUGUGUCCUCUGCUGCCGUCCAAGUGGCAGACUCCUUCUACGACAAUCCCCGCUCUUUCUUCGGCUAUCAUCCCCAAGCUGUCGGCUCUGGAAGAAACACCCGAGGAUCUGGAGGAGGAGCUCACUGCCUGUCGUCAGCAGUAUGAAUGGCUACGUGAAAUUGACGAUCAGGCGCCCUUGGACCCUCCUGCUGAAUUGGAGAUGACCCAAGGAGCAGAGAUUUUCAUUCGACCCGGCAACCCUAGUGCAAUUCCGCGUCUCCAAGGACCCUUCCGCUUUAACACGGGCGAUGAACUCGACGAUCUAGAUCUUUGCGAUAUCCUGGUGAUUGCUGCCAAGCUAAAUGUCGAAGAUUUGAUGAUGGGUGAAGAUGAGGAGUUAGCAGUGGAAGCUAGCGAGCGAGAGAACCUAUCUGCGACGGUCAUUUGCUUGACUAGCGGCAAUGGCCAAGUUCACAUUUGUCUGGAACUUGACGGUAUCGAAGGACAGUGGUUGCCCAAGGCGCACAAAAACACUUUCCGCACUCCUCUCUCCGAACCUGCGGAUCUGGUUUUGGUGGAAUCUCUUGAUACUAUCAAGACCAACGGAGGCGGAGCCGUUACCUGGCCUACGUUCACUCGGGAUGUCCAUUCCCGAUACUCCUUCUUUGUGACGACUGCCAGUAACGUGGUAUUCUUCAGCAUCGCUUCUUGGGCCCAGACGCUCGAAAGCGAGCUGCAGGCCGAGGAUGUGUCUGGCUCGGACUUCCGUCUGGACGUUCUCUGCGGCGGUGAUGUCGCGAAGCGAGAACGGAUUCUCCAAGUCCCGCACGCAGACAGCACGGCCAAGAAUGAGCAUCUUCCUGCGUCUCUUGUCUUCUAUGAUUACGAUCUCGGCUACUUGCUACUUACUUACCUCUCUUCCAACCCUUAUGCCGCUUCCAUGGAUACACCGGAGGAUUCUUACUCUGGCUCCACCGAUCUCCUCGAGAACACGUCGCCCGUGGCCGGUUCCCCUGCCUUGCCUCCCCGUCGCGCGCCGUACCAAGUCCCCGCCAUUCUCUAUGCGCCGUCUCCAUUGGACUCGUUUGUUGAGAAGCACGUCCCGCAUCGCCAGCGACACACACUCCAGGAGCAGGUGCGCCUCUCCCCUGCGACCUUGGAUCUCGUUACCGUUGCCCAUCGCGUGCUCUCGGCCCACACCAAUGCCAUCGAGCGAGCGGCCUCAGACCUCUUCCGUCGCUGUGAGCGGUUGUCAUUUGAAAUGAAGGAUCAGCUUAGGCAGCUGUCCGAUGUUGCCGACCGCAUCAAGGGGGUGACCAGCGAAAUUGGCCCAGAUGGUCGUCGGAAGGAAGGCUCUCGAAAUAGUGAAGCCCUUGACAAGAGACUCGAUGCCGCGAAAGACAGACAGGCUGAACUUGCCCAGCGUUAUGAUGCUUUGCGCAAGAAGCUUCUCAACUCUGGCGGCCGCCCUCUGAGUGAGAAGGAGAAGUCCUGGAUUAACGAAAUCAACGUAUUGUCCGAGUCGUUCAGCGAAACAGAGCCAAAGGGCGACGAAGAGGAUCAAGUGCUCGCGCAGCGCUUGGAGACUGUCAAACGUCUUGCCGCUAGCCUGGUCUCAGAGACCAAAUCUAUCAUGGCUAAAGUGCCUUCUCCCGAGCCUCGAAGCCCGUCUUCCCCUGGUGGCUCGCAGCCCAAGGUCCCGCAACGUCUGCAGCGGGCCAAGAUUGAAGAUGCCAUGAGAAUGGUGGAACGAGAGUCCGCCGUUAUAGAUGCAAUCACGUCCCGUUUGGAGCGACUCAAUACAAGUUUGUGA
Molecule: messenger RNA, 2655 nt
Organism: Penicillium argentinense
Lineage: Eukaryota; Fungi; Ascomycota; Eurotiomycetes; Eurotiales; Aspergillaceae
Exons: 4
Coding region: 1-2655 (884 amino acids)
Biological process (GO): ribosomal small subunit export from nucleus; ribosomal large subunit export from nucleus; protein import into nucleus
Cellular component (GO): nuclear pore
Molecular function (GO): structural constituent of nuclear pore
Source: RefSeq, a predicted model, not a curated record